AGUCUCCCAUCAUGCCCCGUCGCAGCGCCCCACAGCGGUGAAGAGGCGGAACUGCAGCCUCUGACCCACAUGUGGCCGGGCGCCUUUAAAUCUAUCGCAAUUACGAGCUCAAGUGCUCAUGAAAGUGCACGAAAAGUGUAUGUUUUUGCGCUAAGGACCGUCCUACGUGCUAUUAUAUGAUCUGAAGCCCGUGGAGCGACGCGCGCGGAGGUAUAGUAAAUCAGGGCUCGGAGCUGCUGUGACCCGGAGCCAAAGAUGCAAGAGGGGCCAGGAAAGGGUGGUCAGAACUCAGAGGGCAGUUUGGAGGAUGAGGAGGAUCAGCGGUGCCCGAUCUGUCUGAACCGUCCCAGACGGACGGAUAGAGCCGUGCCGGACUGCUGCAGACACGUCUACUGCUCGGCCUGCAUCCUCCGCUGGGCUCAGAUGGUUCAGUCCUGCCCAGUGGACCGCAGACCCUUCAGUGCGAUCUACCUGCAGGGCUCCUCGCAGCAGUGCAUCAAGCUUCCAGUGAAGGCGCUCAGACUGUCAGAGCUGCAUGCGUGCUGCAGUCAGGAUGGUCAACGGAUACGCCGCGUCUCCGUGGCAGAGACAGGAACUCUGGAGAGAACACAAGAGAAAAGAGCUAAUGCCAAACAGAAAUGUCACAGAAAAGGUGACUCGGAUGCAUCUAUAGAUAAAAACAGAAAGGUAAGGAGAGACUCAUGCCACUCUCUUCUGCUCACUCAGCAUUUUCACCCAUCACUGCCCAGCCAGCAGGGAGCCACGUUCGGCACACUGACGCAGAUCAUGGCAGGAUCUGUUGAUGUUUGUGAGGAGGGGCCAGAUAUCGUUCAGUGGAGGAGAUUAGAGAGAAAACGCAGAUGGCUUCCUGCCUCUGUACCUGUCCUCUCUACAGGUGUGCCCAGGGUGUUACUCCACUCACACCUGCUUCUGUCAGCUGUCUCCGCUUCUCUGAAUCUGCUGCUUUCUGCACAUAACGUUCCUCAUGGAGUAGUUUGUGCCGUCACCUGCCCCAAAGGUGAGGAGAGAAAGGGAACCAGGGGUUCUGGGUCAAAGACAUCUGUGAAGCCAGCAGAGGCUGUUGCAACCAGACGUUCCUCUCGACACAGUCGCACUGAGGCAGAGGAUUCCUCAGCUGCACAGUCGCAACCGACAGAUUCGGACGCCACCUCUUCUACACCACAAACCAGAAACGAUACUCAUGCUUCUACGAGCAGGGGACAGCAGGGGAACAAUCCGAGGUCUGGAGCAAAGAGGAAAGGACGUGCGAAGAAGACGAUGGUGGAGAAACAUGAGGGUGAUGAGGUUGGGAAUCAUGAGGAAGAUGGAGUCAAUGAGGAAACGGAAUCCGAGGAACCAAAAACAGACCAGAAAGCAAGUUCUGAUCAGAUUGACGACCCAGUUGAUACGGAGGACAAGAUGGAGAUGGAGAAUGAGACAAGUCCUACUGAGUCCAAUAACCAGGAAGAGGAAACGGCAACAGUAGAAGAAAUGGUAACUGAGAGUAUGGUUGAAGAUGAAGACAAUCAGAGAGAUGUGGAGAAGGAGGAAGUGGAGACAAAUGAUGCAGACUCAGCUGAAUUGGUGAAUGUUCCACCAAUAGUGGAGGAAGAUUGCCUAUCUCUUUCCUCUGCUGAUUUGCAAGAGUCUCAGUCGGAUUCCCAGGAUGUUGAAUCAUCUCUGCAAGUGGAAUCAACAGCUGAACCUCCCACGGUCACUUCGGACCAGAUUGCGGAUCUGAAACCGGAGCCUGACACCACGGAUGACGAGGCCGACAAGGAGGAAUCGAUAAGCCUUCCACCUCUCCGAGAGGUUGUGGAUCUGAAACCGGAGCCUGACACCACGGAAGAUGAUUCAGACAAGCAGGAAUCGAGUAGCGUUCCACCUCUCCAAGAGAUUGCGGAUCUGGAACCGGAGUCUGAGACCACAGAUGAUGAUUCCGACAAGCAGGAAUCGAGUAGCCUUCCAACUCUCCAAGAGGUUGCAGAUCUAAAACCGGAGCCUGACACCACGGAAGACAAUGCCAACAAGCAGGAAUCCAGUAGCUUUCCACCUCUCCAAGAGGAUCAGACCGCCGGUUCGUCUGUUCUUGGAGAGAAAGCUAAUUCAGAAACUAAGGACACUAAUGCAAGGAGUCCUCAGGACAACACUGACCUCAUUCCCAUGGAGUGCGAUUCUCCUGCAUCCGAGAGUGAAGCCCAUGCUGCUGAAGCUGAAAUAGAUCCCAUUGUGAAUGUGGCUCAUGCGGCCGAUCAAGAGCCCAAGAUUGACUGCUGUAAGGAAGCAAAAGGCUCGGACAAGAGGGAACGGGAGGGACGGUCCCGCAGGUCUCGCUUUCACUCGCCUACGACCACUUGGUCGCCUACCAGGGAGUCUAAGAAUGAAGGCUCACGCAGGUCAAGGUCCCGAUCACGGGACCGUAGCCACAAGACCAGAUCCACAUCUCGGAGCCGCGAGCAGCAAGAGGAAGAGCGGGAAGGUCGGCGGAAUCGCAGCCGUAGUCGUAGCAGGGAGCGUAGUCACAGGCGACGUAGUCGUUCCAGGAACAGAAACCGACCCGGACGCCGGAGCCCGUCCCAGGAACGCGCUGAUCAUGGCGGCCACUCUCCUCGCAAGAGGGAGUCUUGGGGCACGGAUGGAUGGCGGAGCAGGGGUGGUGGACGAGGUUUCCGCAAUUCCAACUGGAGGAACAAUGCGGAAAAACCUGGGCAUUUGUCAACAAGAGAUCCUGUUUCAUCCGACAAUGGCAACUUCCAUGAGGCGUCGCCCGAUCGAGGCAGGAGCGAGAACCCGGACUGGGUAAAAGAGAGGGAGAGCCUCUGGCCGGACACUGAUGCUCGAGGCGAUCCACCUGCAGAGUCCUGGUCUCGGGGUGGCUGGAGCGCCGGACGUGGUAGAGGAGGAGCACACUGGUCGUCCAGCCAACAGGGCGAGCCAGCAGAUAAUUGGAGGCAACGUUCUUCUUUCUCAGGGACAGCAAAUAACGCAGAUUCUUACAGUCGCUUCAACGAAAACCGAGCCGGAGGAAAGAGAAAAGAGUCUGAGGGCGGUGAGACGGCGAUGGAUCGUUCAGGGUGGUCGUCAGCAUCGAGCUGGGCCGUGCGGCGAACUCUUCCCGCUGAUGUGCAGAACUACUACUCGCGCAGGGACAGAGGAGGCGGCAACAAUACCUGGAACAGACAAGAGGAGGAUCAAGCUGUACCAAGUGUCCCAAAACAAGCAGAUCCCCCACAGAAUGAGCCAAAUGCGCCCCUGGCAACCGAGGCAGUGCCAGCCCUACCCCCCGUACUAAUGCCCCACCAGCUCGGUGUGAUGGGGGUCCUCCGUUACCCCAUGGGGCAUAUGCUGCCGAGACCUCCAGCCAUGGGUCUGCAGCCUCCUCCUCAGUUCAGUUUGCCCCCUCCAGUGCCAGUACAGCUGCAUCCCACUGGGUCGCUCCUACAGGUCCCAUCCAUAGCCGUGCAGGGUCUGCCUCCGCCUCCGCCACCACCUCCACCUGUGCAACAGGGCGGCUUCACCGCGGUACCGCCUGAAAGUCACCAGCAGGUGAUGCCCAGUUUUCCUGUACCAGGCAAAGGUUCUUUCAAACCCAUGCCAACCAAAGUAGUUGCAGGGCCGCCUCAUCCUGUUGGGAUGGCCAGUGCGGCCCAGCCGUCCUCCACCACCACCCAACCUGCCACUCACAGUAAGGCCCAUGCCGACAGCUCAAAGAAAGAGAAGCAGAAACUGCAGAUUCAAGAGCGGGCCAUCAAUGAGGUGAAAACAGCGAUUAAGCCAUAUUAUCAGAGGAAUGAAAUCAACAAGGAGGAAUAUAAAGAGAUUGUACGCAAAGCUGUGGAAAAAGUGUGCCACAGCAAGAGUGGCGAGGUGAAUGCAGACAAAGUGGCCAACCUGGUGAAAGCGUACGUCGACAAAUACAAACGCAUCCGCAAAAGCAAAUCCGAGAAGAGCUGAGGGUCGCUGUUCUGCUGACUGCACAAGUGCAAUUCCUCCACCGCGGUGUCACUGACUGGAGCCGUUCUUAACACAUUUGCAUACAAGAAUGAAGAUUUUUCUAGAGAUGACAUAUUUUGUUUAAUUUGGAUUUGAUAUAGUGCAAAUGCCCUUUAUUGGAUUGUGUCUUAUGGGUGUAUGUGUGUGUGUAUGGGGCGGAGGGGGGUUAAGGUCUGUAAUGGUGUCGCUAUAAUUGCAUUUUGCUUCUAAGUUUAAAGUAGCAAAGCAAAUGAUUAAGGCAAAUGAUUCAAGUGGUACGACUGGACCUGUCCUGUCUCUCUCUCUCUCUCUCUCUCUGUCUCUGUCUCUCAGUAGUCAAUAUUUGGACCUGAACUUUUCCCUUUAGAAGCAUCGAAACAAUCUGGAGUACAUGUGCAUUAGCUUUAUUAUUCCCUGCAGAAGCUGAAUAUGUGUGUCUGAGUGUGUGUGUGUGUGUGUGAUUCAAUCAUAAUCUUACGUGGAAAGAACACGGGUAGUUUGUUGGUGAGCUGAGAUGAUUUUGUUGUUAUCAGGUUAUCAGUCCUGUACUUCUGUUUAUGCAGUUCAAUCACUGUGUCUGUUUACCCUCCCAGAAGCAAUGAAAUAAACCAGCUCCCUGAA
Megalobrama amblycephala (Wuchang bream) is the source of this 4593-nucleotide messenger RNA. It is a transcript of the gene scaf11, whose product is annotated as SR-related CTD-associated factor 11. Bases 256 to 3954 code for a protein of 1232 amino acids. Gene Ontology annotation, biological process: spliceosomal complex assembly. The record is from RefSeq and is a predicted model, not a curated record. The transcript is spliced from 15 exons. NCBI's taxonomy places the organism in Eukaryota, Metazoa, Chordata, Actinopteri, Cypriniformes, Xenocyprididae. Gene Ontology annotation, molecular function: RNA binding.